GAGAGAUUAGGGGCUGCUGCGGGGGCCAAUCUCAGCUAGCUCGCUUUUUCCCAGCGGCCUCUGCGGGAGCGGUGGGUGUUGUACACAAUCAUCAUGGCGGCGGCCGGAGCCCCGGAUGGCAUGGAGGAACCUGGCAUGGACACGGAGGCCGAGACGGUGGCGACCGAGGUCCCCGCGCGGCCCCUGAAUUGCGUCGAGGCCGAAGCCGGGGCGGAGGCGGCAGCGGAGGACUCCUGCGCGGCUCGAGGUAGCCUGCAGCCGGCCCCGGCCCAGCCCCCUGGGGACCCUGCGGCCCAGGCCUCGGUCAGCAACGGCGAGGAUGCGGGCGGCGGCGCAGGCAGGGAGCUGGUGGACCUGAAGAUCAUCUGGAAUAAGACUAAGCACGACGUGAAAUUCCCCUUGGAUAGCACAGGCUCCGAGCUAAAACAGAAGAUUCACUCGAUUACAGAAGUCUACGCAGAAGGAAAUCCUGCCAUCACAAUUAUAAAAUUUUGGAAACCGGCUCAGAGAGGUUGUGAGUUGCCUGAGCACACAAAGGUGCUGGAGCAGUAUUCAUUUCCAGGUCUCCCCCCUGCCAUGCAGAAAGUCAUGUAUAAGGGACUCGUCCCUGAGGAUAAGACGUUGAGAGAAAUAAAAGUGACCAGCGGAGCCAAGAUCAUGGUAGUUGGCUCCACGAUAAAUGAUGUUUUAGCCGUAAACACACCCAAAGAUGCUGCCCAGCAGGGUGCAAAGGCCGAAGAGAACAAGAAGGAGCCGCUCUGCAGGCAGAAGCAACACAGGAAAGUGUUGGAUAAAGGAAAGCCCGAAGAUGUGAUGCCAUCUGUUAAGGGUGCCCAGGAGCACCUGCCAACGGUACCCUUAUCUGGCAUGUACAACAAGUCCGGAGGCAAAGUGAGACUCACCUUCAAGCUGGAACAAGACCAGCUGUGGAUUGGCACUAAAGAUUCCCGGAGGGAACCGAACAUGACUAAUUCACCUGGUUCUGGCCAGCACUGUAGGUAUUCAGUGUUCGAGGUAAAUGCUAAAGAGAGGUAUAGGGGGUCCCGUCAUGUAAGGUUGACUGGUUUCAGGGACAGGCCAUUUGGUAUGACUCUGCUUCGCGUGGGACCCCAGAUUUACAGGAAGUAAUCAGCGGGGCGGUGGGGCGUGAGGCUUUUUGUCAUCCCGAGUGCCAACGCAGGUAUUCUCACUUGUCACUCUGCUGGUCCUUAAAUAAGUAAACAUAGCCCAAAAUGCCAAACCGCAGGAGUUUUCUCACAAUUUUAUGAGAAUCUGCUACAUCUCCUUCCUUUCACCCUCAACUCUAACUGCAUGGUCAGAGCAAGCGUUGCAGAACAUGUAGGGGCUUCCUGGGUCUUCCCACCGGCCUUUGGACCCUUCUCCGGGGUCACACGAUCAGUGCUCAUCCACCGUGAGCUGCCCUGCGUCUGUCAGACCCUUCCUCGGCUGUGACUUCGCAGGCGACUUUGCUUAGUUCUCCGUCGUGGCACUGACUUCCCCAGUUCUGCCUCUUCCUCCACUUGCGCUCUCUCUUCCGGGCAGUCUGCUGGAAGGUAGCUGCUAAGGCUGAUGCAGGAAGUUACCUGUGGGCCAGGGAGGCCAGUGAGGACUACGUCUGUAGGUGCUCAUUGGUUCUUCGGGGAAUGUCUCUGUGUUAGGAGGUUGUGUUAGGAAGCGUGUCCUCACCGCAGGCCCGAAGUGGACCCUCCCGUACCCGGGGUAGAGGUGUUCUCUCAGCUCGGAGGAGCUGCUGCUUUACCGCUUGGGCACCAAGGCAGCACUCGAAAGAAUCUGGAUAGGUUGGGGUUUCCGGGCUGUGGAAAGUGUCCUUUCUCACCAGCCUGCUGAAAGAGCAUGGCCAAGAGUCCCGUCUUCAUGGGCGCAGGGGCUGAGAUUUUCGCUCCCACGCAGACCACUGUAGCCGUGUGUGGCAGGCAGUGUUCUUGCUGGCAGGGAAUCUUGUCCUCUGGGCGUCCUGAGCACCCUCCCAGCAGGACAGCCCGUUCUGGGGAGUUGGCCACCAGCCACCGGCUUCAUCUUUCCGCUGGCAAGAAGCUGCUGUGGGAUGACAGCUGCUUGGCCCCUCUCCCGGUGGGGCGCUUCACAGCGUGACAUUCAGGGGCGGCUCCUUGCAGCUUCAGCUGUCUCCGUGGGAGCAUGGCAGGGAGCCUCACAGCCUCGGGCAGGGAACGUGGCAGGGAGAAGCGGCCGGGGGAGUAUGUGCCCAGUGCGGAGGGGCGUCCAGCCUGAUCGAGCUCAUUGCUGUCACUCAGGAAUGUGGGCCCAGGAUCGCGUUUUCAAGAGAAGCCAGAAAUGUAUCUUUUUGUGUGAAAUCUCGGGACCUUUCAAGGUGGCUGGUGUUUUUAAAAGUUUCAGUCUUAAAAACAGCUGCCAGUCAGAUCCUGCCUGUGGGUCACUGUUUGAGAGCCACUGAAAGUCACAGCCAGAAUGGACACCUUCACGUCCAUUCUCCCCACCCCCCAUUUUUCAGACACCAAGGCCCAUGGAAUGGAAGUAAAAUAUCUCCAGUCACCAGCUAGACUAGAGCCCAGGCCUCUAAAUUCCAGUCUGUUUUUUCCCCUCCUCAUCCAUUGGCCGAUUCUCUUUUCCAGAAUUUUCUUUCUGCAAAGGCUGUCAUGAUUUUUUCCGACUUGAUUUAACUUUGCUGAUAACGUCCCGGUCCCUGCUGUGUCUGCCGCUCCUGGGGGGUGGGUUCUUGUUGCACAGACACUGCGCCCCCUCCUGCCUUCAUGCCCCGCCCUGCGACACUGGCCUCACUUCCUGCAGGCUCCUCUCACUCCUGCCAUCCCUCACUGCCGCCUCUUUCUUACCUGCCACCCUUGAAGUUGCUGCAAAGUGUCUUCUGACCCCCCUGUGAUAAGUGAUACCUUGAGGGUUGAUCGCAAGAGGUUGUAAAUGUUUUAAGAGCACUUCCUCAGGUGUGCGUAUGUGGAGGGUUGGGGGGUCGGGAGAGGGAAGGGUUGUGGGGAGGGCAAAUGAGGAUGGGCUAGAGACUAGUAGAAACCCCAAGCACUCCCUGCCUGUGCGAGCCACAGGGGCAUGCUGUUGCCUCUGUUCUCGGUCCUCUUGACUGCCCCUCCCCCAGGUGCCAAAGACCUUAGCCAGUGCUGGGCUCAGGCAAGAAGGCUGCAGUGGAAAUCCUUGGGUGUUUAUAAAUUGCCAGACUUUAAGAAAAUCACACAGGAAAGCACUAUCUCUGCUCUCAGAGGCCUUUAAUAUAUGCUAUGGCCAAUCCUGUUCCCGUUUGCUCCCAAGAAGUUCACAUCUGCCAAGCAGAGCCCUGGGUGCGGUGGUCAGACGACCCUGUCCCAUCGUCCUUAGAGCACGUGGGAGACUUGAGAUUACGGUAGAACCCAGAGCCGCCAGCCCUGAUAAGGGACUGCUGAGUCACAGGAGUGGACAGGAGGGCCUUUGAGUAAUCUCUGUAAUCCCUC
Messenger RNA from Enhydra lutris kenyoni (northern sea otter), 3455 nucleotides. RefSeq names its product ubiquitin family domain containing 1. The transcript is spliced from 7 exons. Lineage: Eukaryota; Metazoa; Chordata; Mammalia; Carnivora; Mustelidae. Gene Ontology annotation, molecular function: RNA binding; cadherin binding. The coding region runs from base 94 to 1128 and encodes 344 amino acids. The record is from RefSeq and is a predicted model, not a curated record.